AUGAGGUUUUUACUUUCACUUCUCGCGUCUUCUUCUGUGGUACAUGCACUGGGGUCCCAAAACGACAAGAAUAGCGAGAAGAACGCAGACCAAACCUACGAUUAUAUCGUGGUCGGUUCUGGACCUGGAGGCGGACCACUCGCAGCAAACCUAGCUCGCAAUGGAUACACGGUUCUACUCCUCGAUGCAGGCGACAUGCAGCCAAACAAUUCCAACUCAAGGAUGAUCGCCGAUGCGACACUUGCCAUCAACGAUCCAUUAACGCGUUGGGACUUCUUUGUGAGCCGCGACACGGAAGAAAUUGACGCUCAAUACGAGCUCACUACAUGGCGCCAAAAAAAUGGAUCAUUUUAUGUCGGCCUCGACCCACCUGAGGGCUCUGAGCGCUUGGGUGUGUACUAUCCACGUGCUGGUACAGUUGGUGGCUGUGCUAUGCACAACUCUGCCACAAUCUCUCUUCCUGCGUCAGUAGACUGGAACGAUAUUGCAGCCAUCACUGGCGACGAUUCUUGGCAAAACGAAAAUAUGCGCCAAUACCUUGUGCGUCUUGAGCGAUGCAACUACUUGCCCAAUGGAAGUACACCAGCCCAUGGUUUCAAUGGCUAUAUCGACACGUCAGCUCUCAGCAACACUUGGGCGCAGAAUACAUCGGAUGACGCCACGGUGCUCGCGGGGCUCUUGUCUGCAGGUUAUCCGGAACUGGAGGGCAUGCCCCUGCUCGACCAGCUAGGCCGCGAUGCGAAUAGCGAUGAUCCGAAUCGAGACAACCAAACUGGUGUCUUUAGAAGUUUCUCUCACUCUAUGAAUGGAACACGAUCGAGUCCACUCCAAUAUAUCAUGGCCACACUGGACGACCCACGAGACUUCCCUUUGACCUUGCAAGAACACUCUUUUGUAACCAAAGUACUGUUCUCAAACUCUACGGAUUCUGCCCCACGGGCAAUUGGGGUCGAGUACCUCCGCGGUGAAAGCAUGUAUUCAGCCGAUCCUAGAUACAACGCAAGUUCUACAGGUGAAUGGGGUCGCGCAUAUGCUUCUAAAGAAGUCAUUCUUGCUGCUGGAGUAUUCGUGACGCCGCAAAUCCUUAAACUUAGUGGUAUUGGUCCUGCUGCUGAGCUGGCUACACACGACAUUCUAUUAGUCAAGGACUUGCCAGGCGUAGGAACCAACAUGAAAGACAACUACGAGGCUGUCCUCUACGGAACCUUUGAGAAGCCCGUGCUUGGAUACUGGGAAAUGUACUACAAAACUUCAGUCGCACUUCGGUCAACUGAUAUCCAUUUCUACUGCUUCAGCGCCGAGUUCAUCGGCUUCUACCCAGGGAUGUCACGUCGCCUCCCCAACGAGUUUGAAUGCGGUUUUAUGCAGCUCCACCCUCGCAAUAUCAAUGGGAGCGUUACACUCCGAUCCAAGAAUCCCCGCGACAUGCCAAUCAUCCACCUCGGUUUCUUUCCUCAAGGCGACGACGACGACCUCAACUCGAUGGUCGAAGCCAUCAAUUUCGUCCGACCAAUUUUCAAUUCUGUGUCAAACAACCCAUACACAGAGCUCCGACCGUGUGCGGAUGGCGUUGACUGUACUGACGCCUGGCAACGCGACUAUCUCAGGAAGCAGACGUACAGCCACCAUGUCUCCGGUUCGUGUGCUAUUGGGUCCGACACGGAUCCUAUGGCAGUUUUGGAUUCCAAGUUUAGGGUUCGAGGCGUGAGUGGCUUGAGGGUUGUGGAUGGCAGCGCUUUUUCCGUGCAACCUGGUUCGGUCCCUGCGCUGCCAACGCUUAUGCUAAGCGAGAAGGCCCUGGACUCUAUUUUGGAGGAUGCGUAG
Messenger RNA from Alternaria atra, 1824 nucleotides. RefSeq lists its product as uncharacterized. The record is from RefSeq and is a predicted model, not a curated record. NCBI's taxonomy places the organism in Eukaryota, Fungi, Ascomycota, Dothideomycetes, Pleosporales, Pleosporaceae. The transcript is spliced from 2 exons. Gene Ontology annotation, molecular function: oxidoreductase activity, acting on CH-OH group of donors; flavin adenine dinucleotide binding. The coding region runs from base 1 to 1824 and encodes 607 amino acids.